Molecule: messenger RNA, 870 nt
Organism: Cryphonectria parasitica EP155
Lineage: Eukaryota; Fungi; Ascomycota; Sordariomycetes; Diaporthales; Cryphonectriaceae
Exons: 1
Coding region: 45-782 (245 amino acids)
Source: RefSeq, a predicted model, not a curated record
CUAUAAAAUAAAUUCGUUGCUUCUCACGUCAUUGCACACCGGACAUGUCCUCAGACAAAAUUCGAAUCAAGGACUGGAUCCAGCCGCGCCAUCCUUCCAAAAUGCCGAGUCAAGCAGCCACAAAGAUCAUGAUAUGUGUGAGCCACAUAUUAUUGUCGAUUGAUACGAUCGUCAACGUCUGUGGCCCCAGCCGUCUCAAGGGACCCGAGGACGAAGGGUUGCCGGAAGCAUUUCCUGUCGUUCUUGAGCACCUAUCCACCACUGCCAGCGUUUUUUGUGCCAUCAAACGCCGUCUGAGUGAUCGGAACUGUGACAAAGACUCCAGGGAGCAAAAGGAAAGUUAUCCGAGCGUUCAACAACUCGUCGACGACUGCAGAACCAAAGCGACCAAGAUGGCAACAAUAUAUGAAGCAGUUGUGCCGGGAGACGCAAAGGGCCGCGAGACUCGUUACCGUCAGAAGACUUCGGUAGAUGAGACUGUCGAAGCACUGAUGAAGGAUAUGCUGGCAUCUAUGCUUCAGGUCGCAGAGUCUCCUCUUGGGCUCAUCAAAGAGAAAGAGCAAAACGAGUUAAAGGCAGCUCUGGAUUUAGUCGCAAAGCUGCCGCCAUCUUUAACGGAGGAAGAGCAGUUUGGAUACGUCUACCAUAUCAACAACAACGGCUCAGGGCUUCAGCCUGUUCACUCCGGGCGCGGACAUCAGCAUAUCUAUGGGCACAACAUGGGUGGGACCUUCCACGGGGCAACGCAUGUGUACUCUGCCAAACUUCACCAGGAGGACUGAGUUUGUAAGCAGUUGCCAAGUUGUAGAAAAGGAAGAGGAUGAAACCCGAUUUUGGUUGAUCGAGCAGAAAUACAAAUUGGUACUUCAG